ACGGGUAAAGCCCACAGAACUUAAGUGGUGCCUCUCUUUUAAACACUUCCCACUACUUCGCGCUUCCCAACGCUGCAAAAAGUUUCAACCUUUUAAGGGUUUCGUCCGAACGAAGGAGAUUGAAUAAUCCCCCAACUCACUCACAACAUCACAGAGACAGAGAGAAACAGAGAGGGUUUACGAUGGAUUUGGAUGGACCACUUGAUUUCGAGAACGAAGAUCCUCUGGUUAACCCACCAGCCGCAAUUGAAAAAAGGAAGAAAGUGAUUGGUUUGGAUGAUCUUCUCUCUGAUUUUUACAAAGAGAAGAGUAAAGUUAUAGACAAGCAGAACAAGAAACGCAAAGUCACUAAGGUUUACGAUUCUGAUGAUGAUGAUGAACUAGGCAAAGUAGCUCAGCUUUCUCAAUGUGUUGAUGAGUGUCAUAGUCAGAUGAAUGAGAUAGCUGGUGAUGAAGAUUAUCAAGAAUGGGGUUUAUGUAUGUUUGGAGAUCAGAAAGCUCCAUUGCCUAUACCGCAUCUUGAUCUCGAUAGUUGCUGCUUGUUGAAAGAGUUUAUGGAUGAUCAGUUGAAUCUGAUGGUGGGUCUUAGCGUAAAUGAAGGAACGACAUUUCUCGAAGGACUUCUGGUUAACGGGUGGCUCACAAAACUGAUCUUGACGUGUGCACGAGUGGAAAAACUCAUAUGCAAAUGGACGCUUAACAUAUUGUUGUAUUCGUCAAAAGAAGAUCUAAGAUCAUCUGCUUGUGACUUUUGGUGUUCCAUACUGUUAUCACAAAACGAGGUUAAUGGAGCUCCUGUUGAAAUUAAGUGGCUUCCUAACUACCAAGAACUUAAAGAAGCUCUUGAAAUAUAUGGUUUCAGACUUAACUCUUCACAAGAUGUUGAACUAACAGAAGCAGAUUCUGAGUUUCAAGGUCCUCCUCAGAAUAUUAGAGCUUGGCUCAAACUUGUCACAGCUUGUUGUCAAAUUAGGUGUAAAAAUCCCAUUUUCUCGACUUCACAAGUUGAACAGAUAGCCGAAAUCCUUGUACUACUGCUAUUAGAUCGCGGUCUUUUAGGUCUUCCACUUCUUUUGCAAGAGUGCUUAACAUCUGUUGUUGGAUCCUUCAAAGAUGAAGAAUGGGUUUCAAGCUGCAGAAAAAUAGCAACCUCUCUUGCUUCCAGAGUUCCUGAAGACAUGAAUUGUUUGAGGAUAGUGGAAUCUGUAUCAGGUGUUGAUGCUCGAAGCAAGUAUCUGAGAAGUUCCAUCGCGAAUCAAAUACUUGUUGUUUUACUUGACCAUAAGGACAGCGACGAAAAUUUGUUGAGCUCGCUGAUGUCUAUCAAUGUGAAGGAGAAAGGUUGCAACCUUUUCAAAACCUACAUUUUCGUUGUUUUGGCUGAGAACUGGCUCUUCUCCAGCAAACUGGUAGAAGAAAAGCCGGUACUGAAGGACAUGUGGGCUGUGUUUCUCAGAAACUGUUCUUGUCAGAUCAACAGCACUGAUCUCCGGCCUUAUGCAUCUAAAGUUCGUACCAAAGCCGCCUAUCUUCUUCAAGGAUGCAGCUGCAAUUGAAGGGCUUACAUCUGAAACUUUAGGAGUAGUUUCGCUAAUAGUAGGUUUUGGUAAAAAAAAAAUCUCUUUACCACUAAAAGACAUAUGUAGAACCCUUAAUUUACCCUCCUUUUGUCCCACAUCUUUGUGGUAUUGAUGGAUACUUAGGUUGAUUUUAACAAAUCUAUAAUGCUUCAAGUGGUACUACAAUUCUUAUAUCGCUAGGCUAUGAACCAUCUUGACCUUGUGUAUGCGAUAAUGUUUUUGAUAUAAUCUUCGAAUAUGACGAUUCUUUUAUCA
Capsella rubella is the source of this 1835-nucleotide messenger RNA. RefSeq lists its product as uncharacterized. Lineage: Eukaryota; Viridiplantae; Streptophyta; Magnoliopsida; Brassicales; Brassicaceae. The record is from RefSeq and is a predicted model, not a curated record. The transcript is spliced from 12 exons. Bases 183 to 1556 code for a protein of 457 amino acids.